Molecule: messenger RNA, 9876 nt
Organism: Girardinichthys multiradiatus
Lineage: Eukaryota; Metazoa; Chordata; Actinopteri; Cyprinodontiformes; Goodeidae
Gene: lrrc7
Product: leucine rich repeat containing 7
Exons: 32
Coding region: 655-5583 (1642 amino acids)
Biological process (GO): neurotransmitter receptor transport postsynaptic membrane to endosome; neurotransmitter receptor transport, endosome to postsynaptic membrane
Cellular component (GO): adherens junction; postsynaptic density; postsynaptic membrane
Molecular function (GO): protein binding
Source: RefSeq, a predicted model, not a curated record
CCUCAUCUUCACUAGAAUUGUUACGCCUGUCUGUACUGUGACUACUUCCGCUGUUUUUGUUCUCUUAUCUCUCAUGUACAGUCAAACCAGCGAACUAAAGCGCACAAACUUGUGCGCACGCGCAAACGCACCCGCUUCUGAGUCCUGGUUCCAUCUUCAGCCAUCUCUUCGCUCUGCCUCCCUCUCCUCUCACCACGGAGGACAGAUGGGAGGAGACGCUGCUAAACGUGUCUUUUCCUGCAGCGGAGAAAACGCCUCUGCUCCCCGUCGGUCACGGGUCCGAUCAUUCACAUCUUUACGCUGCAGGUCUCUCUCUGCGGGGUGUGCCCGCAUCUGUUUUUUCUUUUCUCCUUAACUGGACCGAGGACAUCAAAUAAACUAACUGGAGGCACCGUGCAAUCUUUGUGUAUAGCUGAGCAGGAUUUAAACCUUCCCGAGUGAUCCUGAAAUCAGUGUACGGGCAGAUGCGCUCAUCUCAUCCGUUCUCUGGCCGCUGGGGUGCUAAAGAUGGGGCUGGUUGUGCGGGUACCUGUCCUGGUUUCGUACCGGUUUGGUUCGUCCCGGUAGACUGAUCCCUUUUCGAUGCUGCAGAAUCCACAGGGACAAAUAAAGAGAUUUUCCUGAGAACCGGAUUCACCACCAGCAUCCUGCCAGAUGGAUAACUACUCUGCUCUACCAUUGCAGUGUCUGGAAAUGACCACUAAGCGGAAGCUGAUUGGCCGGCUGGUGCCGUGCCGCUGUUUCCGUGGUGAAGAGGAAGUGAUCUCAGUGCUGGACUACUCUCACUGCAGCCUUCAGCAGGUCCCCAAGGAAAUCUUCAGCUUCGAGAGAACUUUAGAGGAGCUUUACCUGGAUGCUAACCAGAUUGAAGAACUACCCAAGCAACUCUUCCAGUGCCAGGCCCUAAAGAAGCUGAGCUUGCCCGAUAACGACCUUUCCAAUCUUCCUACCACCAUCGCCAGCUUGGUUAACCUCAAAGAGUUAGACAUCAGCAAAAACGGAAUCCAGGAGUUUCCAGAUAAUAUAAAAUGCUGUAAAGGCCUGUCUGUGGUAGAAGCCAGCGUCAACCCCAUUACCAAACUCCCAGAUGGUUUCACGCAGCUCCUGAAUCUGUCCCAGCUCUUCUUAAAUGAUGCCUUCCUGGAGUAUCUGCCCGCUAACUUUGGCAGGCUCUCCAAAUUACGGAUUCUGGAGCUGAGAGAGAAUCACCUGAAAACCAUGCCAAAGUCCAUCCACAGACUAACACAGCUGGAGAGGCUGGAUUUGGGUAGCAAUGAAUUCUCUGAAAUGCCAGAGGUCUUGGAACAGAUACACAGCCUGAAGGAGCUGUGGCUGGAUAAUAACUCUUUACAGUCUAUACCUGGGUCAAUAGGGAAGCUUCGCCAGUUGCGGUACUUGGAUUUGGCAAAGAAUCGCAUUGAGAAUUUGGAUAGUGACAUCUCAGGCUGUGAGGCCUUAGAAGAUCUGUUGCUAUCCUCCAACAUGCUGCAGCACCUGCCGGACUCUAUAGGAAUGCUGAAGAAAUUGACCACUCUAAAGGUAGAUGACAACCAGCUGACCUCACUGCCUCACACCAUUGGGAGCCUGUCUCUGUUGGAGGAGUUGGACUGUAGCUGUAAUGAGCUGGAGUCGUUGCCUCCCACCAUUGGCUACCUGCACAGCUUGAGGACUUUUGCUGCAGACGAGAAUUUCCUCACAGAGCUGCCACGAGAGAUUGGUAACUGCAAGAACGUGACGGUGAUGUCACUUCGGUCCAACAAGCUGGAGUUUCUGCCUGACGAAAUCGGACAGAUGACCAAACUGCGUGUACUUAACCUCAGUGACAACAGGUUAAAGAAUCUACCGUUUACCUUCACCAAGCUGAAGGACUUGGCAGCUCUGUGGCUCUCUGACAAUCAGUCCAAAGCUUUGAUCCCACUUCAGACAGAAGCCCAUCCAGAAACCAAACAGAAGGUUUUGACCAACUACAUGUUUCCACAACAGCCCAGACAUGAUGAAGAUUACCAGUCGGAUAGUGACAGCUUUAAUCCUACACUGUGGGAAGAGCAAAGACAGCAGAGGAUGACUGUGGCCUUUGACUUUGAAGACAAGAAAGACGAGGAAGACAACUCUGGGAAGGUCAAGGUGGAGAUAAACUUGAAGCGCUACCCAACACCCUACCCUGAGGACCUGAAGAACAUGGUCAAAUCAGUGCAGAGUCUUGUGGGUAAAAGCAUGCAUCCCGGACAUGGGCACCAGCACCAGCUGAGCUCAGGCACUGCCACCUCAGCAGGAACCAACAUGGAGCAUACACACCUAAGCAAAGAACAGUAUGAGCCACCGUGGCCCCUGCCUCCUAAAGAGUUGAUGCAGGUAUUUGAUUCAUUUGACGGACGAAAUCAAACUGUUUGCCAGGUGACUGACAGAGAGAUGCAGGACUUCUCUCAGUCUCAGCUAAUGGAUCAAGGAUCAAUGCAUAACUCUGGCAUCGAUAUUCCCAAGAGGAAGGACAAAGAAGAUUUGACAGAGAGCUCUGAGGACUCGAUGGGUGGCUCUCCAAAUGACAUCCGUAUAUCAGACAUGAGGCCAACACUGGUGGAGCCACCAAUGUACAAACCAAAGGUGGUACUGCUGGGGAAGGAUAAGAAAGAGUCAACAGAUGAGGAGGUCGAUAAGCUCCACUGUCUGAAUCACAGUGGUUCCUCGGCCACCUACUCUGACUACUCACCUUCGCAGGGCUCCUCAGGCUCCUCCAAUCCUUCCGCCAACACACACUCACACACACACUCUCAUGCUCACACACACACUCCUGCCCUGCCAGCCCCCAAUAGGGAUCAGGCCCCUCCAACACACUGGACCAACAGACUUGCCCAGUCAUUCCCAAAGCCUAUUGAUUCCAAGCCCCUGCUGUCUCAGAGAGAAACUCCUCCAUCAGGUACCUUGCAGCAACGGGGAGAUCGGCGUCCGCUUAGCGAGCCUUUUGAUUGGUCUGAGGCUCCACACUACGACAACACAGGUUUUGAUGCUGAGGAGUCUCCUAUGGACCCUCCCUCCAAUACAAGUCAGGGUAAUCCCCCGCUGGGCUCCAAACCCCGCAGCCAGUCGGCACAUGGCCGCCGGCCCCUCCUCAGGCAAGAUCGAAUUGUAGGAGUCCCUUUGGAGCUGGAUACCCAGACACUCCCCUAUCACAGUAACCAACGCUGCACCCCGGAUAAUGACCCACAAUCCUCUGGACCUCCUUCCCAGAACCCCUGGCAGAAUUGGACCAGGACCCCCAGCCCAUUGGAGGACAGAACAGCUUUCCCCUCAAAGCUGGACCUGACACCCACCUCAAGCCCCAACCCUGACCGCAAAGACAUUGACUCAAGACUGGAACAGGGCUCAGGACCUUUGCCUGGAAGCUGGACAUAUCACAACAGUCAGGGAGAGCAGAUCAGGAAGGAUCAGCUCAGCGUCGGUGGGGGAAACAAGGUAACAGUGGUGAUGAGUAAAAGCUCUGACCGGCUUUCCCCCAUGAUGAAGGAGACGAGAUCCAAGUUUAAGAAAUCCCAGAGCAUAGACGAGAUUGACAUCGGCUCCUACAAAGUCUACAGUAUUCCUAUGGAAAGCUAUAGUUCAUCCAUUGAACAGCAGACUAGUUUGGACCGUUCAGAGCUCCCUGGUUCCAUGGAGCACACCAGCAUGUCACGGUCUCAGUCUGCCCCCAUGUUAGAUGAUGAGCUGGGCUUCCCAGGACACGGAAGUGGCAACCAGAAUCAGUCUGGACAAAAUCUAAAACCUGCCAUUCCUCACAAGGCCUAUCAUUUUGACCAGAACUACAACCCCCAGGUAACCAUCGAUCGCAGGAUUCCUCCCCCUUUCCCCAACACACCAGAUUACGUAAACCACUCAUCAAAGGCCAUGGAUUACUUGAGUCAGCCUGGAAAGACGCUACCCAAGGAGCUUGUGAGUCCUAGGUAUCGUGCAUAUCCACCUCUGGAAAUGUUUUCAUUCCCCCAAGCCCCAAUCAACCAGGAUGGCCCAUCCAGCCAGCAGCAGCAAACUAUCUCAUCUCAGCGCUCCAGGCCAGGGUUUCUAAGAAGAGCUGAUUCUUUGGUUAGCUCUACUGAGCUUGCCUUGUUUCGCAGAGUUCAUGAAGCCCAGCAGGAGGCGCUACAGGAAGCUCAGUACAAGCAGCAGACGGACCCCCCUCAUUAUAGUCGGGCUCUUGGCUACUCUUCCCCAAUGGAGCACUCUGCCCUCACCAACAUGUCUGACAACCAAAAUCAGAUGAUGCACAACAAGAGAAAUGGUCGCUAUGAUGAUGACUAUACAACUUACCAGGAGCAGAAGAAGCCCAUGAUUGGUUAUCCAACCAAAAGUCUUACUCAGCGUCGCCCCCUAUCAGCUAGGAGCUACAGUACUGAAACCUAUGGAGCAUCCCAGGCCCGCCCUGUGUCCGCUCGCCCCACCAUGGCUGCCCUGUUAGAGAAGAUGCCACCCGACUACACCCUGGCAACCUGUCCUGAGAAACCAUCAGAGGACACCAUCAAAGUAAGACCUGUUGUGCCGCAAAAACCUGAGGACAUCACUUCCAAGAUGCCAGCCGACUGGAGGCAACAACUUCUCAGGCACAUAGAGGCCAAACGAUUGGACAGGAGUGGUUUCCUAAAGCACAACACGCUCACGCUGGGCAUGCUCUAUCAGGGCGGGGGUCACGGCCAGGGGCGCAGCACCACUUUGAACUUUAACCUUUACAAUAAAACUAGGCAUGAGCCCCCUGCUGGCCGCUGGCUGCCACUACCUCCUCCUCCAUCUGCCACCACCACACCUUCUCAGCAGGCUGCAAUGCUCGAUAAUGACCAGGAGGGAGUCACAGGGAGCAACCAGUGGGCUCCCUACUCGCUUGGUCGCAGGGAUGUUCCACCUGAGAACCUCAUGAAAAAGGGUGGGCAUUCACACAACCCCUCACAUCAGUCACACAACACCAUGAUCGUCACUUCCACCUCUUCCUCCACAGCCACUGUGCCUCAUCGUGUUGUUGGGCAGCAGGUUUAUGAUGGGAUGAUGAACAAGGGUGGGCAAUACCAGCAAGCAAUGUCUCUGUCAGUGGUACCAGCAGGUGGCCCAGGGCAAUACCAAGGCAAUGUUUCACAAGCCCUUCCAUCCCCUGGCCAGGCUUAUCCGAGUGGCGGCCUGCCCAUGGCGCUGUCAUCAUCUGGAAACCAGUCUCAGUACAACCCCCACACCUCCCAUCAGCCUGCUACCAAUCCGCAGUAUCAUGUCAGUCAAGGCAUGGUCCACAGCAACCAGGCUGUUAUGGCUACCCAUACCAACCCGAGGCCUCAGAGUGCUCGAUGUCUGCUGCAGACUAAAGGCCAGAAAAGCACGGAUGGUUACCAGGAACAGUUGUGUGUGAGAAUAGAGAAGAACCCUGGUCUUGGCUUCAGUAUCUCUGGUGGCAUCAGUGGCCAGGGGAACCCCUUCAAACCGUCCGACAUGGGUAUCUUUGUUACUAGGGUACAGCAUGAUGGGCCCGCCACCUCCGCACUGAAGCCUGGAGACAAGAUACUGCAGCAUGACUGUGUAGCUCCUCCUCUUCUCUCUCUUUUCCCCCAACAGUGAUGUGUUACUGAGAUAAUGAUGGCAGUGACCCUCCAUCCUUCCACAAACACUCACACAUUAAAAUGUGUAUGGGAAAUCUGCAGAACACAUACCUCUAUACACACAUGCGCACACACACAUGCUGUUGACUGUGCUGCGUGUUUGCAUUGCAGGCUAAUGGACAUAGUUUUUUACACAUGGAGCACGAGACAGCCGUCUCUCUGCUGAAGAGUUUCCCUCGGACAGUGGACUUGGUGGUUCUGAGAGACAGCAGCUUGAGAUAGAAAUAGUUUUAUAAUAAACAGAUCCACUUGCCAUCUCUACUCAUCUCCAUUCAACUCUACCCCACCUGCCCUCUGCUGGAGGCUUGUGAAGCUGACAUGAGCUGUCUUUUUUUCAUUUUGUAACCUUUUGAAAGGAACACACAGACAUCAAUUUGCCUAUUGCUGGACCAAAGGCAAUUACUAGUGCCAAAUGUACUAUGGGAAACAUAUCUUCUCUUCUGUCUACCAGAGGUCAGGGACCUGAUCGAUGGAUGGACAGACAAUGAGAGGAUGCAUUUUUGAGUUCCUUCAGGGCUGCUGCAGUUUGGAUAUUGUAGUUGGUUUGUAAAUGAGGCAGUUAUCCCAUCAGCCAAUCAAAUUUUACUUUUUUUGCUAAGCCAGUUUGGAGGUAUUUUUUGCUUUUUUUUUACUUUCUUUUUUUCUUGCUGUCGAUACCUAUCAGUUAAAUGAAUGUGUAGCAUCUUGUUUAUUGCCUUGUAGUCCAAUGUUAUGUUUCUUAUAUUCUUCUCUUUUACCCCUCUCUCAUCAUUCAUUCCGUAUUUGACUUUACUUUUUUUACUUUUUUUUCUUUCACAUUGUGUUCUGUCUGUUAUUUUUGCCUCCAAUGUACAGAUAACUUUCUGCCUUUUUGUACAUAUAUAAAGAUUUGGCUUUCCUGAACUGCACUCUCAGUUUGGCCAAGACAGAAAGCUCUAAAGGUUUAUGAUUAAUAUAACUGUUGAUAAACUAUAUUCAGAUUUUUUUUUCCUGCAGUUGGACAGGAAUCAUUUCUCUGAAUAGAUGAUUUUUUUUUCUAAACUACACCACUACUUUAACUGUAAAGAAAACUUUUUUUCAUAAAACAUCAUUGCUGAUAGAUUUUAUGUUUGAAAAUUUCCGCUUGCACAGCUGUGUUGAAAAGAGCUAAAGCAAUAUUUCUGAGGCUCAGCCCAUUGAGCUUUUGCAGCCGAGCCAACCUUGUCCUCUAGUGCCAUCUACCGUACAAGUCAUGCUAAUGUUUACACUCACACUGCCAUUCACUUGAACUUAUAGGGAAACACAAAAAGACCCCUGUGCCGCCGCACUUCUACAAUACACUUGCACGCCCUGUGCACUGCUGCAUUAUGGCGCCCAAUUUGUACAUUAGCCUGAUCAAAGAAAACAAAUUCUAAUUUCUUGACUUAACACCAGUGAUAGUAAGUGUGCCAUUGUUUGAAAGUCCUGUUUUCUUCCAUUUCCAGACUCUUUUUUUUUUUUUUUAGAUGUUUGACUUGUACAAGAGCCAGCCUUUUUUCAUUUGAAUUAGACUCAAAAGUCUAGAUAAUUGUAGUUCAUGAUGCUUUGUGCUGAUCCAAUACAGAUCCUCUACCACAUAAAUGUUUUGUUUACACAGGUUAAAAAUAUCAGAUUUACUUUUUCAUGGCUUCGAUCAGACUUGAACUGAAAUCUGCUGUCAGCGCUCAGAUUUAUUGCUCUGAUAGGAAAGAUUCACAACGAUUUAUGAUCUGAUCUAUGUCGCAAAGGGUUUGUAGUUACAGUGCCUUGAAAAAAGUAUUCCUACCCCUUAAACUUUUCCACAUUCUGUUAUGUUACAACCACAAACUUUACUGUAUUUUAAAAUGAUUUUAUGUGAUAGACCAUGGUGUUUUCAGCCCUGGUGUAUGUUGACUCACUGUUUUUUCUUUUUUUGCAAUUGUCCUUUGCACAAAAGCCUAAGUCCAGACAUAUCAGAUGGACAGUGUGUGUGAAGAGUGGUUUUAUUAUGUCUCACAGAUUCUCAAUUAGAUUUUUCUCUAGACUCUGACUGGGCCAGCAUGUUUUGAUCAAAAUGAUUCCAUGUAGCUCUGGGCGUACGUUUAGGGUUCUAGUCCUUUUGGAAGGUGAAUCUUCAUCCCAGUCGUUUGCAGCUUUAACAGGUUGUUUCCAGUGGUUGUCCUGCAUCUGUAUUCAGUAGCCAUCUUCCAAAAAACUCACCUGCUUCCCUUCUUAAGAAAAGCAUCCCUAAAGCAUGAUGCCACCAUCAGCAUGUUUUACAGUGGGGAUGAUGUAUUCAUGGAGAUCUGUGGUCUUCUGAAACACAUAGUUUUUACAUGUAGGACAAUUUUGGUCAUAUCCAAAGCAAGAGCACCUUCAAUCUUACGUUGCUCGGUCCCUUACAAGACUUGUGUCGAACAACAAAUGAAACUUCUUAUGGCUUUAUUUAAACAAUUCCUUUUUGUUUUACAACUCUUUUAUAAGGAAUGGAUUUGUGGGGCAUGGCAGUGGUGCAGUGGAAAAGUGCACAACCCUUGUACGGAGGCUACAGCCCUCAAUGCAGCCGUCACGGGUUACAGUCACGGCAUGUUGACCUUUGCUGCAUGUCUUCCCCUCUUUCUCAGAUGUUCAAACUUGGGUUGUUGUUUCAUAACCUAACCCGAGUUUAACCUUCUUCAAAACUCAAUCCCUAAUCUGUCCGUUGGUGUGUUAAUACAACUGUUAUCUAAUGUUCUCAAUCAAAUCUUUCCGGCCUUUAUACAACCAAUUCAUUCUGAGAUUACGCGCAGGUGGACGCCACUUAGUAAUUAGGCGACUUAUGGCCGUUAUUGGUUGGACUCGAUUUUGUUUAGAUUCAUCCGACUAAAGAAGGCUUUUUAGAUUUUAAGAGUUUAUUUGUAAAUGAAAAGAAAUGUGAAAACAUUGUAUCAUUUCUCUUUAUUUCAUAUGAAUUACUUUGUGUGAAUUCAUCACAUAAAAUCCCAAUAAUAUACUUUAAAGCUUCUGGUUGUAACACUGGAGAAAUGCGAAAAUGGGGUGUGGAUAUUUGCGAUGCACAGUACACUUCAACUUUCACUAGAACAUUUGUAACCUGAAGUGUAAAUUUUCAGUUUAGAGAAAAAACACUUUAUAAGUCUGUUUUGGAGACUUUUGAGCGGGAAAUUUCUGGCCAAAGAUUUGAUGGUCACAUUGAAAGAGCUGUACUAAUAUGACAAAAGUAACAAUGGAAAAAAGUUUAUCUUAUAUUUAAUGCCUCAUGGCGACACUUUUUCAGUUGACAGCAUCUUUUAUUUUACUGCUAUUUGUCAUCCUGUGCCCAUUAUGUGUCAGUCCUCCUAAAGAGCUUCACACUUUCAUAAGGACACUAAACGGCACAGUUUGAAUAUUGCGGUACUGAGAGAUUGAACCCUAUUUAGAGUUCAAUAUAUCAAAAGUUAUGAUGUGAACAGAGACAAAUGUUUGAUAAUAUAAUUAUUUUUUACUCUAUGUUUCAGGUAAUUCUUUCUAAAUAUAUUGAUAUACCUUAGCUUUGCUCAAAAAUUGUGAUAUUUUGUAAAGACACUUGUAUCAAAGAUAUGGAUAGAAGUACACACAGUGUGACCUGAAGACCUACAUGUGUACUAUCCAAAACUUGUAUAAAAAUGUAUUUCUACUGUAAUUGUGAAUUUGUGUUAUAAAAAUGCAUAUUAUAUAUAUAUGUAUAUGAAUAUAAAAACACCCAUUUUCUAUGUGUUUAGAUGAUAUAAGAGAUGAACAAAUGAGGACAGUUUCACUGUAUAUAAACUGUGAAUGAAAUAUAAUUUAAAAUUACUCAUAUUGAUUGUGAAUGUACCCAUGCUUUCUGCAGUACUUAACACGUACCCAACUUGAAUGCUGCUUCUUCUGUAGUGUGACAAAAUGUACUUUGACCUCCAAGGAGAGAAACACUGUCAAGUUAUAAGUUGGACAAAUUUUAGUGACGAUCUUACAGAACUAUUUAUUUCUUUAUUUAUUUGCACAUGCAAGUUGAAAUCCUUCCAGUUUUAAGUUUGAGUAUCAAUGCGAAGAAAUGCAAGUAUAUAUAAUAUAUAUCAUGUGUUUAGAAUGCAUUUUGCAGACACUACUUGUACAUACUAUUUAAGAUACAGUUUUUACAAAAAAUUAUUCUAUGUAUAAAACGGAAAAAAAUGCUGUGCAGCGAUUAUACUGGAGCCAUUUUGGGCUUCUGGGCGUACCAUUUUUUCAAUAUAUAAGAAGUGUUUUGAAUAAUGUACUAAAGUCUCUAUUGUACAAAUAAUAAAAAUGUCAAUAUUGGUAA